ACACACCACCCAAACUAAACAACACCAGCUUCUCUCACGAUCACGAUGAUGAGAGCCCUGGCGGUGGUGGCCAUGGUGGCCACCGCCUUAUUCUUCGCUGUGCCCGCUCGCGCCGAGCAGUGCGGGUCGCAGGCCGGCGGCGCGCUGUGCCCCAACUGCCUGUGCUGCAGCCAGUUCGGGUGGUGCGGCAGCACCUCCGACUACUGCGGCAGCGGUUGCCAGAGCCAGUGCAGCGGCAGCUGCGGCAGCACCCCGAACCCGCCGAGCAGCGGCGGCGUGGCGUCCAUCAUCCCCGAGUCGCUCUUCAACCAGAUGCUGCUGCACCGCAACGACGCGGCGUGCCCCGCCAACGGCUUCUACACCUACGCGGGCUUCAUCGCGGCGGCCAACGCGUUCCCGGGCUUCGGCACCACGGGGGCGCCCGACGUGCAGAAGCGCGAGCUGGCGCCUGGCGGCGUUCCUGGCGCAGACGUCGCACGAGACGACGGGCGGGUGGGCGACGGCGCCCGACGGGCCCUACGCCUGGGGCUACUGCUUCAAGGAGGAGCAGGGCGGCGCGUCGGGGCCGGACUACUGCGAGCCCAGCGCCCAGUGGCCGUGCGCCGCGGGGAAGAAGUACUACGGCCGCGGGCCCAUCCAGAUAUCCUACAACUACAACUACGGGCCCGCCGGCCAGGCCAUCGGCGCCGGCAUCCUCGCCAACCCGGACCUGGUGGCCACCGACCCCACCGUGUCGUUCGAGACCGCCGUCUGGUUCUGGAUGACGCCGCAGUCGCCCAAGCCGUCGUGCCACGACGUCAUGACGGGGCAGUGGACGCCCUCCGCGGCUGACACGGCCGCCGGCAGGCUGCCGGGCUACGGCGUCGUCACCAACAUCAUCAACGGCGGCCUCGAGUGCGGCCAUGGCGCUGACAGCCGCGUCGCCGACCGGAUCGGCUUCUACAAACGAUACUGUGACUUGCUUGGGGUCAGCUACGGCGACAACUUGGACUGCGCCAACCAGACGCCCUUCAACGGCUGAUUAAUAAGCUAGCUACCUCACCAUGCAUGCAUGCCUUAUUAUUAGAGAACACAAUAAGACCUGAUCGAUAUGAUGAUGGGUAUGUAUUACUUUACUACACGCAGAUCCAGCAAUCAAGAAUAAAGCAAAUUAAUGUUUA
Zea mays is the source of this 1160-nucleotide messenger RNA. RefSeq lists its product as uncharacterized. Bases 46 to 831 code for a protein of 261 amino acids. The transcript has a single exon. The record is from RefSeq and is marked validated. Lineage: Eukaryota; Viridiplantae; Streptophyta; Magnoliopsida; Poales; Poaceae. Gene Ontology annotation, biological process: defense response to fungus; cell wall macromolecule catabolic process; chitin catabolic process. Gene Ontology annotation, molecular function: chitin binding; chitinase activity.